UUCCAGACUGCUGGUCAUUCAUAAGAUUCAGUGGAGUUUCUUGGCUCUGGUAGAAGAGGAGGGGCUUCCAGUCUUGCGCCUCAUGCUGUGGAAUAUUCAGUGGAGUCUCCCCACACCAGCCAGUCCUCCAAUAAACACUCUCUGACUGUGCGAUUGGCAGCGGCAGCGGGAGUAGCAGCCUGUCAGCCACAAUAUUUUUCUGGACGGAGAGAGAGAGAGAGAGAGAGAGAGAGAGAGGUGAUGGUAGUGUGUUGAGCUGCAGGAUUCACGCUUCAUCCUCCAGAACGGACACUGGAUGUCAGGGCGCACGGAUUUCUGGGAUUUCUACCAUGCAUCUGCGUUGGAAAUACACCCGACACACAACCUCGGCUUUGAUGUGAUGUGAGGUUAUUAUUAUUGCACCAUGUUUUUUUAUAAUUCCUCAGACAGUAGAUCAUCUUGUUGCCGGCUGUUGCCUUCCUGGGAUCUCCUCUGCACAUAAAGUCCAUAUUUGGACAUUUGCAGCCUAAAAUCCUCACGGACAGAAAUGCAUCUGUAUUGCCGGCUGACAUCCCAUCAACCCCGUUAAACACCGUCUGCAUCGCCGCCUGGGGGUGGUGGUGGUGGUGGUGGUGGUGGUGGAGGUGGGGGGGCCAACAUGGACAGUGGGAGCCGGGUUGCGACGGUAGGGGACGGUGCAGCCAAUUUCACAUCAGCUCACCUCUGGUUGGAUUUCCUGAACGCAUCGAACCCGAACCCGACCCGGUGGGACAGCAUCAGCACCAGCAGCAGCAUCAGCACCAGCAUCAGCAUCAUCAGCACCAGCAUCGGUCCACCGGCCGAGGAAACCGGACUGGACGACCCGCAGCGCCUGGUUCGAGAGCAAGUCUACCGGGAUUUCACCACCACCAUUCAGGUUCUCAUCCUCAUAGGUUCGCUGCUCGGAAAUGCCACGGUGUUGUGGUGCACCUGCUGCACUAAUGUCUUUAAGUCCGUGACCAACCGUUUCAUCAAGAACCUGGCGUGUUCGGGUAUUUGCGCCAGCCUGGUGUGCGUCCCCUUCGACGUGGCGCUCGGGGCCAGUCCACGCUGCUGCUGGUGGCUCCACACUCUGCUGCUGUGCAAGGCCAUCAAGUUCCUGCAUAAACUCUUCUGCUCCGUCACUGUGCUCAGCUUCAGCGCCAUCGCACUCGACCGAUAUUACUCAGUUCUGUAUCCGUUGGAGAGGAAGAUCUCAGAUGCAAGAUCCCGCGAUCUGGUCAUCUAUAUCUGGGUCCACGCUGCGGUAGCGAGCCUCCCCGUGUUUGCCGUGACCAACGUUACAGACGUGUACGCCACUUCGUCCUGCUCCGAUGACCACGCCCACUCCUUAGGCCACAUGGUGUAUGUGUUGAUCUACAACGUGACCACGCUGAUCCUUCCUCUGGCGCUUGUCUUCCUCUUCAUGCUGCUGAUCCGCAGAGCGCUCAGUGCCAGCCAGAAGAAGAAGGUGAUAAUCGCAGCGUUGCGGACGCCACAGAACAGCAUCUCCAUCCCAUAUGUGUCACAGAGAGAGGCGGAGCUACACGCCACCCUUCUAGCUGUGGUGCUGGCUUUCUCCGCCUGCAGCGCCCCCUAUGGAGCCAUUGUGGUUUAUCGCACUGUUUUGACCGAUGCCGCAGAGCUGCCCGUGUUGUUGUACCUCACGGCCCUGUGGCUUCCCAAAGUGUCCCUGCUCACAAACCCAGUCUUGUUUCUGACUGUUAACCGCUCAGCACGUCACAGCUGGCUGGACCUGCUUGCACGGAUUCACAGACGUUACAGCCGCCGCAACGUGGUCAGCACCGGGGGUCUGGCGUCUUUAGGGGCGGAGGGUGCCAUCGGUGAGCCAGUGGGACUGGAGACCGCCGGCCGCUCUGGAAGCCAGCUACUGGAGAUGUUCAACAUUGGGCAGCAACAGAUCUUCAGACCUUCUGAGGAAGAGGAGGAGGAGGAAGAUGUGGAGAAUGAGAUCGCCUCUCAAGGCUCAGCGGGUUGCUCUGGGCCAAAGGAGGACAAUAAGGGUGGGUCCAAACUUGGGAGCCUCAGAGGGGAGGUGGUCACUAAAAAGGACCCGGUUCAGGGCUCAGGAAGUGGACUAGUCAUCACAAAGGAGGCCCCCCCUUCCAUCAUAGCGCCCCGGGCCUCUCCGGUCCAAACGUGUGCGUACGCCUCUUCAUCUCAGGUGGCUCCAGCUACACCCACAGAAGCCGAAGACGCCACACAGUUUGGGUUUGGGCCAUUUGAGCUGCCGCCGCAGUGGUUACCUGAAACCAGAAACAGUAAAAAAAGACUCCUGCCUCCUCUGGGGAACACACCUGAGGAGCUGAUCCAGACCAAACUGCCCAGGCCGAGAACAGAACGGCGAAUCAGCAGGAACAACAAGGUCAGCACCAUCCCCACUGUGGACCCUUGAACCCACCCCCUCUAGAACUGGAUGCAGCUCAGCACAGGUCAGACCUCCUGGCAGGAGGCUGAUGUGUCCAGCUGUUCUGUGAGAUAGUUUUGGCCCCAAAAAUCUCACAGAUGCAGCUGUUUUCCCAGUUGCCACAAAAAAUGUUACCAUUGUACAUUUCUGCAAAUCCACACACACUGAUAAUGUCAACAUGUGUUCAAGAGAUAGAAGGUCAUUUGAGGUGGACUGCAGAUGUUGAAAAUCCAGGACUUUGACAUCAGAGGUUUUCAGGCAGUAGAGCAGGGGUGUCAAACUCAUUUUAGUUCAGGGGUCACAUACAGCCUAAUAUGAUUUAUAAUGGGCCGGACUAGUAAAAUAAUAGGAUAAGAACCUAUA
This is a messenger RNA of Sphaeramia orbicularis (orbiculate cardinalfish), 2788 nucleotides long. RefSeq names its product G protein-coupled receptor 176 (gene gpr176). Lineage: Eukaryota; Metazoa; Chordata; Actinopteri; Kurtiformes; Apogonidae. The record is from RefSeq and is a predicted model, not a curated record. The transcript has 3 exons. Gene Ontology annotation, cellular component: plasma membrane. Gene Ontology annotation, biological process: G protein-coupled receptor signaling pathway. Bases 638 to 2413 code for a protein of 591 amino acids. Gene Ontology annotation, molecular function: G protein-coupled receptor activity.